CUCGGUGGGGAGUGGCUGAGUGCGCCGCUUAGAAGAUAGCAGAAUGCCCACAACCACCACCGCCAUGGGCUGACCACUCUCCCUUGCGCAGAUCCUGUCCGACUCUCUUGCUGCGACCGCCCCACCAUGGCGUCGAGGACCGGUUCAGUGCGCUCUACCCAUACUGCGCGCUCGUCCAUCAACACCACCGACCGUCUUGAGGCUCUCAUCCCAGGCGCAUUCCCCGAUCUGCGCUCUCCCAGCCAAGCCUCGCUCACCACCCAGCAGGUCUCUCUCCAGCAGACCUUGUACGACCGUAGGGCCGAGUACACUCGUUCCCGCAGUAUCCGCAUCAAGGUCGGGUCCUGGAAUGUUGCUUCCAAUAAAGGCACAGAACAGGAUGUUGGCGCAUGGUUCGUGAAGGGCAAGGGCGUGGACAAGGCCCUGGCUGGGCUUGGUGUGUCCGAGCCAAGUCGCAGAGACGAGAAGCACAAGGAACCGGUGGCAGACCAGGAAGCACGGUUCGACAAGCAUGCGCCCACAGUACCGCACGGUGACUUGGGCUCGGUGCCUGGUGAUGGGGAGGUCGAUCUUUACGUACUGGGUCUGCAGGAGAUAGUGGACAUCACUUCUGCCGCUGAAGCGCUGAAGCCGUACACCGACCCCACUAUGGCCAACAAGUGGAAAGCGUCCUUGGAGGCAGCCCUACCGGAGGGGUAUCAGCUAGUGGCAGAGCAACAGCUGCUUGGAUUGUGGCUAGUCGUUUAUGCCUCGCCAGCCCUCUUCCCGCAAGUCAAGAACAUCAGCACGACGAGCGUCGGUACUGGGCUCAUGGGCUACAUGGCGAACAAGGGUGCCGUAACAGCACGAAUUGUUCUGGGCGAAACUACACGUCUCGUCUUCAUCAACUCGCACCUCGGCGCUGGAGCAGAUAAGGCAGCCCUGGAACGCAGAAUCUGGGACGUUGCGCAGAUCACCCAGAGAACACGCUUCGCUCCGAUCGUGGAUUCGCUAGGCUCAUCUCAGAGCCAGGGCGAGGGCCUUGGAGACGAAGAGUUCGCUUUCUGGUUUGGCGAUCUGAACUUCCGAAUCGAGGGUAUGCCAGGAGAUGAUGUGCGCCGCCUACUCACGGUCCACACAAAAGACAUGGACAAGGACGACGAACGCCCUUCUACUUCUGGGACCUCAGGCUACGCUUCCGGGAAGUCUUCAAAUGAUGUCGAAGACGCUGUCCCAUUGCCGCCAGAACUAGACCCAGCGUCCCUCCAGACGACCAUCUCAUGCCUCUUACCCCACGAUGAGCUGCACCAGCAGAUGAAGUCAGGCAAAGCCUUCCACGACGGAUGGGAGGAAGGCCCAAUCAGGUUUCUGCCAACAUACAAGUACGACGUGGGCAAAGUAGGCGUUUUCGAUAGCAGCGAAAAGGCCCGUUGCCCAAGCUGGUGUGACCGGAUUCUCUACCGCACGCGGGCGGGGAAGCAGCGGUACGAUCAGAAGGCCAAGGAGGAUGCAGACACCCGCAAGCGAGAUGAGGAGAUGAAGAAGCUUGGCAUGGACACGUCUGGGACUAACGAUGUCCUCUUCGACUACGACCCUGACACUGACGGCGACAACGGCGAUUAUGAUGAGUACGAGGACAACAACGCAGAUCCAGAGCCCGAGCAGAUCACGACAAAGGAUGGGUUCUCAGACGAGCUUCUGCUCGAGUACUACACGAACCACAUGCGGGUGUUGUCAUCUGACCACAAGCCUCUAGAUGCGGUGUUCUCGCUACAGUUUGACGCUGUCGUCCCAGACCUCAAGGCUGCUAUACACAACGAAAUAGCUCGCGAACUAGACCGCCAGGAAAAUGAAGGACGGCCUUCCAUAGCUGUUGUCGUUGAGCGCGCAACCGGAUCGUCGUCGCCAUCAGACGACAAGAACGCAACAGACAGCAGCUUCGACGGCGUAGACUUUGGUGAUGUCAAAUUCGCCAAGUCAAAACGAAGAAACAUCACCAUUGCAAACACCGGCCGCGUACCCGCGACCUUCGGCUUCGCAGAUCGCCCUAUCGAGGAAGAUCAGGCCUCCGGCCCUUUUCCAUCCUGGCUAAGUGUCACCUUCGAUAAGGAACCAGACGCGCGCUCCAAAUCCGGCCCAGAUGACAUUCAGCAGCGCUAUACGCUCGCACCUGCCGAAGUCAUCAACGCAGAAUUGAAGCUCAAACUCAAAGACGUCAGCUCCGUGCGUAACCUGAACAACGAGUCCCAGUCUCUCGACGAAGUCCUCGUCCUGCGUGUCGAGAACGGCCGCGACCACUUCCUCCCCCUUCACGGACACUGGCAGCCCUCAGCACUAGCACGCACAGUCGACAAGCUGAUCAAGAUUCCUGAAGGCGGCAUUAGGAAACUGCAGCACCAGAGCCCGAGCGCGAGCGAAACGGUAAAAUGGUCAGUGCCUCGAGAAAUAUUCAGGCUGACGGAGGCGAUAGAAGACUUGACCGAGCGCGCGCUCGCAGAGUGGGACAUGACCAAAGCGACCGAGGACGCGCGGGCGCCGUGGAUGGACAAUGCGGGGUGGCCGUUCGUCAACGUACAUAAGGACGGAACCGGCGCGUGGGAAGACGAGCAUGAAGACGAGCUCGCAGCCCUCUACGACGCGCUGGAUACCGACGCCCCCUUCGCGCCAGCCUUCGACCCUGCCACCCCUGCGCUGGAAAGAGUCGAGCUCCUGUCCACAGUCCUAUUGACCUUCCUUUCCAGCCUCGAAGACGGCGUCGUCACAAGGGAUCUGUGGAAACAACUCGAGGCAAGCAUCGCCAAGCAGGAACGCUCUAAACAGCCUCUCGACCGCGACGACCAGAAGAUGGCUGUCUUGGAAAUCAUGGCCGCGCAACCGCCCCACAACGCCACGUUUCUUCUACUGCUCUCAUUCCUACAAUGCAUCGUCACCCGGAUCACGAAUGCGAAUGCGCCAGCGCCUGAUGCCCCGAGGAAGAGCGUGGAGAUGCCGAGUAGCCCGCAGGCCAAGGUUAGAAGGAGGACGUUGAGCAAGGUUGCAGGGGAGGCGGUGAGGCAGCUGAUCGUCAGGAACUACUGCGUGGUGUUUGCAGACGCGAUAUUCAGGGCCGAGGAGAAACGGGAAAAAGAGAAGGAUAGGGCGGUUAGGAAGGAGAGGAUGGUUAGGGUGUUGGAUUUGUUUUUAGGGGAGAGGGAGUAGGAUAUGGGAGGGACGAUACCAUUUUGAAGCCAUGAAUGGAAUAGAGAAGUUGCAAGCGUAGA
Macroventuria anomochaeta is the source of this 3239-nucleotide messenger RNA. Its product is annotated as DNase I-like protein. Bases 127 to 3177 code for a protein of 1016 amino acids. Gene Ontology annotation, molecular function: phosphatidylinositol-4,5-bisphosphate 5-phosphatase activity. NCBI's taxonomy places the organism in Eukaryota, Fungi, Ascomycota, Dothideomycetes, Pleosporales, Didymellaceae. Gene Ontology annotation, biological process: phosphatidylinositol dephosphorylation. The record is from RefSeq and is a predicted model, not a curated record. The transcript has a single exon.